ACAACAUAUAUAUAUAUCUCUUUUGUGUGUGUGUGUGUGUGAAUGAGUGUGUGCGCGCAUAUAUAUAUAUAUAUAUAUUAAUAUUAAUAUCUACCUGCCUACCUACCUACCUGCCUGCCUACCUACCUGCCUAUAAUACAUACAAUAUAUAUUUAUUUAUUUAAUAAAACCAUUAUAUAAAUACAUAAAAAUAUAUACACAAAAAAUGGAUAUGGAAAUGAAUGGCAAUAUGGAAUUCAAUAUCCCAGGAUUCCUUUCGCUGACUCCAGAUGAAGAAGAUGCUCCUUACUUUGAAUACGAAGAAGAAGAAGAACUACCUACCUGGAUGGACGACUGCGAAGUCCAAGAGAACCUUUUCCAGAUCUUGCCUCUGACACCCGAAGAGUCAAGGAUCGACAAGGAUAACCACAUUGUCCAGUCAAAUCCGUGUUACUACUUCUUUGAGGAGCUUGGCUAUUUUACGGAAGAACCCGAACCCAUCGACCCUACACGGGAUUACGAGGCCGAAGCAGAGCAGCUGAUCCAAGAACGCAAUCGCACUCGGGGUAAUCAACCCCAGUCUUGA
Phycomyces blakesleeanus NRRL 1555(-) is the source of this 565-nucleotide messenger RNA. RefSeq lists its product as hypothetical. The record is from RefSeq and is a predicted model, not a curated record. Bases 206 to 565 code for a protein of 119 amino acids. The transcript is spliced from 2 exons. Lineage: Eukaryota; Fungi; Mucoromycota; Mucoromycetes; Mucorales; Phycomycetaceae.